Messenger RNA from Paramecium sonneborni, 1319 nucleotides. The record is from the annotation of a GenBank genome assembly. NCBI's taxonomy places the organism in Eukaryota, Ciliophora, Oligohymenophorea, Peniculida, Parameciidae.
AUGUCUAUUUCCAAAAAAAGCAAUAAAUAAAGUUAAAAACAGAUUGAAAACUAAUGGAUUGAUAAAGUAGUCUGUCAAAAUUAUAGAAUUCUCAGUCCUUUAAAUUCAGGUUUCUAAUUCUUCUUAAUUUGCUAGGUACAUUUGGUCAGAUCUACUUGGCAAUUCAUUAAAUAAAGUAAGAAUAUUUUGCAGUAAAAAUAUUAUCAACUGGAAAAAACCCAAUUCUUGCUUAAUCUGUAAAGAAUGAAGUAGACGUAUUGUAUAAAUUAAAUGGACAUAUUGGAUUUCCUCGUUUAUAUUAUUUCAUUUAGAACGGAACUGAAAGUGUCAUAGUUUAAACAUUGUUAGGAUAGAACUUAUAUUAAUUAUUGAUGCAAAGUCCAAAAAAAGUAUUUUCCUAAAAAACAGUUCUGAUGUUCUUAGAUUAGGCAGUAGAGCGAUUAUAAUAUUUGCAUAUGAAUGAUUACAUACAUAGAGAUAUAAAGCCAGAGAAUUUUAUGACAGGUUUAAAGGAAGAUGAAAUAUAUCUAAUUGAUUUUGGAUUUACAUCAAAAUAUAGAAUAUAAGGAUAGCAUAUAGAGAGAUAGAAAAAUGAAAAUAUAAUUGGAACUCCAAGGUAUUUAAAUAAUUAACUUUGCUAAGCCUAGAUUUUGCCCAAUCUGUUCCCACUUGAGUUUAUCUUAAAAUAGAGCAAGUGAUUUAGAAAGUUUAGGAUACUUGGCUAUAUACUUUUUGAAAGGUUCACUUCCAUGGAUGAAUAUACAUGCAGAAAGUCCAGAAGAGAAAAUUAAACUUAUUGGAUAGAAAAAGAUAAAUACAUCUAUUGAAGAAUUAUGGUAAUUUUAUUAUAAUAAUAAAUAGUUCUGGAUUACCAAAAACAUUUGAAGAUUAUUUUAAAUAUAUUUUAAAUAUUUCUUUUGAUGGUGAUCCUAAUUAUGACUAUAUUUAAAAAUCAUUUAAGAAAUUGUAUCAAACAUUAGGAUAUCCCUUUGAUUAGAAAUUUGAUUGGACUAAAGAAGAAAUUAAAAACUCUUAAGAUAAUGAAAAAAGUACCAAACAAUAACAGUUUUUAGAUGUAGGAAGAAAAUCAUUUACUGCAGAUGUUAAUAUUGAAGUUAUACCUUCAUAAAUUAAAAAAAAGUAAGAUUAUUCUAAAAAAAUUUAGAAAAAUUGAACGAAUUCAUCAUCUCAAAAUUUAAGGAGAAUUAUUUUUAAGUACUGAUUUGAAAUAAGAAGAAAUUUAAGAAUUUGAACCAGGACUAACACUAUUUGAUAGAAUGCAAUAGAUAAAUAAAUAAUAGUUAAAAAAAUAUAAAUGA